Molecule: messenger RNA, 8172 nt
Organism: Synchiropus splendidus (mandarinfish)
Lineage: Eukaryota; Metazoa; Chordata; Actinopteri; Syngnathiformes; Callionymidae
Exons: 14
Coding region: 378-7109 (2243 amino acids)
Biological process (GO): homophilic cell-cell adhesion
Cellular component (GO): desmosome; plasma membrane
Molecular function (GO): calcium ion binding
Source: RefSeq, a predicted model, not a curated record
AGCAGCUUUUCCUGGACUGGAAACGACUGAAGCCGGGAAGCCCAUGCUUUACCUGGUAGUGCCAGAUCCGCACCAGGCAAGUACCUCAGGUUACAGCACGGAAAUCCAGCCAGAGCUCAGGAGAUUCAUCUAAGCUGAGCCUGCAGGGGCAGGAGAACCAGUCCAAGAUACGCCGCAGAAAAAAGAGAGAAUGGGUCAUCCCUACCACUAAAGUAGUCGAGAACACGUCAUAUGAUCACAAAGAAUAUGUUGCUAAGAUCAGGUCUGAUCGAGAUACGGAGCGACCAGGAGGAGUGAAGUACUCCCUGUCUGGACCAGGAGCUGAUGAGCCGCCUUAUAACAUCUUCGUGGUAAACCAGGAGACGGGGUUUGUCCAAAUGAUUGGGAAGGUGGACAGAGAAACACACCCCCAUUUCAAUCUCACGGGUAACGCAGUGUUCAUGGACGGCAGCCCCGCAGAAAUGGGCAUCCCACUCUCUAUCACAGUGGUCGACCAAAACGACAAUCCACCGGUGUUUGAGCUGCACAAGGGCAAAGUCUAUGAAUCAAGCAAGGAAGGUACCUUCGUGAUGCAGGUCAAAGCAAACGACGCUGAUCAAGAGGGAACCAUAAACUCGGAGAUCGCCUACACCAUUAUCAAUCAGGAGCCUGCUGGCUCUGGUCACAUGUUCACAAUUGAUAGAAGUACUGGAAAACUGUUUGUGAAGGAGCCAACGCUGGACCGAGAGACGGACGACUUCUAUCGACUAACUAUACUGGGAAGAGACUUAGCAGGUGCACCCAACGGCCUCACAGGGACUGGAACAGUUGAGGUAGCGAUUAUGGACAUCAAUGACAACAUUCCUACUUUGGAAAAAUCAGAGUAUAGCGGUUCUGUGGACGAAAAUGUUGCCGAUGUGGUUGUGAUGAGAAUUAAAUCUCUGGACCCCGACCUGGAGAAAUCAGACAACUGGCUUACUGUUUUUGAAAUUGCAAAAGGGAAUGAGGACAACCUUUUCGCAAUUGAAACAGACAAUAAAACCAAUGAAGGCAUUCUGAAGCUGAUCAAGCCAGUGGACUUUGAAGAACUUCAGAAUCUGGAGCUGGGCCUGAAGAUUAGAAAUGUAGCACCUUUUGUCCAAGGUGGUGAAAUUUCACUAGACGUGGGUGUUCAGGUGGGAGAGGGCGGCGCUUUAGCACCCGGUGCUGGUGUAGGUGUUGGCGCUGGUGCCGGGGCUGGCGCCGGCGCCGGGGCUGGUGCUGGUGCCGGUGCUGGGGCCGGUGCCGAAGUUGGUGUAGGAGUUGGUGCCGGAGCUGGAGUGGAUGCAGACGUAGGCGUCGAUGCUGGAGUGGACGUCGGAGCGGACGGUGGACUAAAUGCCGGAGUAAAUGCUGGCGUGAACCCGAGUGGGGAGGCUGGAUUAAAACCUGACGGCGGAACCACCACGGAGGAGAAAAGCUAUCCCAUCCUGAUAGCUGUCAAUAAUUUGCCAGAGCCUCCUGCUUUUAUACCCAACAUCAAGGAGCUUGAUGUUUCAGAGGACUCAGACGAAGCCCCUAUAGGUGAAGUGAUCACAGUAUUUGCGGCUGUCGAUCCAGAUACUGGAGAACCUGCUGAAGAUGUCAGUUAUGCAAAGGCAUAUGACCCUGACAACUGGUUUACUAUCGACGAGGAUACAGCGGAAAUCAAACUCAACAAAGCACCAGACAGAGAAUCUCCAUUUUUGGUGAAUGGAACUUAUCUUGCAAAGAUUCUGGCGAUAAGCAAAGACACGCCAGGGCAAACAGCAACAGGAACCAUAGCCAUCCAAGUGACCGACUCCAACGACCACUGUCCCACACUGGUGGCCAGCCACAGUACGAUGUGCUCUGAUGAGAAAACCGUCUACGUGACUGGUUUUGACAAGGAUUCCUACCCGAACGCUGAUCCUUUCACUUUUAAGAUAGUGUCUGAGAAAAGCGUACCCUGGGACAUAGAAAACAUUAACGCGACAACUGCAAUUCUUCGUUCUCAUAAACUCCUAUGGCCAGGAAUAUAUGAUUUGCAAUUGGAGGUCAUGGACAACAAACAUCUUUCCUGCGCAGACAAAGAGACAUUUACAGUGGAGGUUUGUAGCUGUGAGGAAAGCAGGGUGUGUAGUCCUCGUACAUCAAAAUCUGGAACAGGAACAUCAUCCGAGCUUGCUGCCCCAGCCAUUGGACUCCUGCUGAUGCCACUGUGCUUACUACUCUUGAUCCCUCUGCUGCUGCUAUUCUGCCAGUGUGGAGGAGCAAACACCAUCUUCCCAGAUCAAUUCAGCGAUUUGCCGUUUGACACAAAACAGCACCUAAUAUCUUACCACACCGAAGGACCUGGUGACGAUAAGGAUAUACCGAUCCUUUUGGGAGCUGGAGGCAGCAAGAAAGUAGAGGCAUCAGAGGCAUCGAACUAUCAAAUGGGUCCCGCAAAGUCAUCUGUCCAUCUGCAAGGCACGUCAGUGCAUAACGCAUUCAGCAUGGAGGCCUUCCAUGAAACAAGUGAAAACUUUAUGGAGAUGGAAAACAGACACCGCUUUUCCAGAGGAUUCGCCAACCAAUCUGCAGUUUACUCUGCAAACAGUGCGCUGCUUGGAGGCUACAACAAAACAUCUCUUUAUGAAAAUGUCGCACUACCUGAUGCUUUCCUGGAAGAUUACUACUCCCAGAAAGCGAUGUGCGCCAUGCCCACCAAGGACAGUCUGCUAUUGUACUGCAACGAGGACCAAGUCUCUCUUGCGGAGUCAGUAGGUUGCUGUAGCCUAUUGGAGUCAAACGAUGACUUGCAGUUUCUCAAUAAUUUGGGGCCGAAGUUCAAAACCCUGGCAGAGAUCUGUUCACCGCCAGUACCAUCACCAAAACCUACCAUUAAAUUAGGGGCUAAAGCCAAGGCUGUUGUUGAAGAGGUUAAACCAGUCAUCAGUCAUGUUGUUGAGCCAAAGGCAUCUCACGUCAAACUGGAGACUAGCUCAGUUUCAAAGAACGUCACCAGCAAAUCGGUCACCUCUGAGAGCCAUAUUGCUAAAACCAGCAGCAAUGGGUCAAACAUCAAGUACAUGUCGAGCAACUCUGUCGCUAACUCGGUCACACUACCUCGUGCUGCACAGAGUGUGGUGCUGCAGCAGCAGCCGCUUUACUACACCACCAACGCCGUGAUGCAGCCAAUGCACUUUGUUGUCCAGCCACAGAGCGCACUGGUGCUGGCAGACACCACCCAUGCAGCCAGUCUCCCAGGGUUGUACAUGAUCAGCGGAAACCAAAGUGUUUCCUCUGGGCUGGUAGUAAAUGGCGGUCAAAGUCCUCCAGCUGGGAUUGUACCACAGGGUUCCCCUACCCAGGUAAUAAUCCAAGGCAUUGAAAAUUACAAAGGCACAAAUCCAGCUAACCCCAUCGUCCCAACAAUCAGCCCUACGAUCAUCGCAUCAGGUGGGCUGGUUCCCCCUAUCAGCACCACCGCCACAGAGGUCAGGACGUUGGAAAGACCAGCACCUGCUGGCAAAUAUGUGCUCGUAAAAGAGAAAAGCAGAGUGGUGAGAGUAGACCCGGGUUCACCUUCAGGCCAUGUGCCCAAAAGGGAUCCCCAAGUUAAAAAGGCUGUCUCCCCUCAGCGGGUGUUAGGCCAAGCAGCCAAGACUCGUGUGCGCGGCACUCUGCCGGCACAAAAUACUCACAACAAGAAUAAUGCAGCUAAUACACAGUCAAAGCAGACGUUUGCAGAACAGCAGCCACACACAGCACCUGGUCUUCUCUUGGAUACUGGCGAGGAGCAUUCAGUGAUAAGCGUGGCACAUAUGACCGCGACUGGCCCACAACAGAGCCUGACUGAUAUUCUGCCAAAUACAGUCACUCUGGUCAGCUCUAGUAGGCUUCAACCAAAUGUGACUUCUGACCAAACCAACAACACCGGCAAGGAUUUUCAAUCCGCUGAAACCAGUUAUUCGUCAGAGGCAGGUCUGACAGUGGACACCACCGUGAGCAAGACAGAAUUUAGUCCGGCACUUUCUUCCAGUGAUGAUGAUGCCGGUGUAAGCAAUUCAGAAAACGAAAGACGUGAGAAAGAAGAAUUCGAUAAAACACUAGUCCAAGGUAAAGGCCUCACAGGUUUAGAAUCAAGAAAACAACCCAAUUCUGUCACAUGCGAUGCUCAACCACCGGCAGAUACACUGUCAACAGAUAGCGAUGUAUCCUCGUUUCCUCACCAGGAUGAAAUAAUGCUGCCCUCAGAGAGAUUUCAUUUGGAGGGAAAAGAGGCUGAAGACAUCCAGACAGCAGAGCAAUGUGCCGACACAGAUUCAGGCGCAUGCAUUCAACCUGAGUUGUCAUUGUCUGAAACAACGGCAGCCCAAAUUAAGAAGGACAAGGAUGGACUAGAGAUUGGUGGUAGUGAUCCCCCAAAUGAGAUCAUUACAAAUACACUUCCAGGUGCUGAAGUAGAAGCUACUGCAGACAAACAUCCACUCCAAAAUACAACAGCCAACCAACAUGAUGCAACCACGACCAGACUUGACACCGACCACUGUGACACCGAUUCCCUGCACCUUAGCCUUGACAGUGGCUGUAAAGAAAUUGUGUCCGAGCAGAGUUCUACCCCAAAUGAAAGGCAGGAUGAAGACGAUGAAUGCCAGGCUAAAACACACACACCAGAUGCUACCUUGGACAAAGAGGGGAACGACAAUAUUGCCUUGCCUGAAAAGGAUGCCACAAAAACUGAAGCACCCAAAAUGUUGAAAACGGCAGAAGACGGCCAACUGCAAAAACUCAAAGAGCUCAGUGUUGCGAUCGAUACUUUACAUCCAGAAUUAGUCACUGAAAAACUUGAACAUCUGGCAAAAACAACGAACAAUGCCAGUGUUUUUGUAGAGGAGCAGCUUAAGGAAACCAGUGGCGUUUUAGAGAACGCAUCAUCAGAUGAAUCAGGUGACGGGAUAGGAGACGUAGCUUUACAAUCAGAUAAGCUUCAAGACUUUGGUGUUGAUAGCAUUGCUGAUUCAGAGUGCACAGCUAAUGUUGGCUCAUCUGGGGAAGCGCUGUCCAGUGGAGGGGAAGUUGGUCAAAGACAAGGCAAAGCCAUCCCUGAAAGGUCUGAUGAGACUGCCUUUGAAGUGGAGUGUCUAUCAUGUGAACACACUCGUGAAGAGAGUAAGAGUGACACAGAUGAGAUCACUGACAAUGAUUUAAACUAUGACAUUCCGAGUACCAAUGUUGCUCAUCAACAAAGCACAACUGAAACGUUUGGCUCAGAAGGUUUGUCCACGACCGAACACACACCCAAGAUAGAUGACAAAGGAAUCACAGAUUUCAAGAGUGAAGCAGAUCAAGACCAAAACAGCACAGUUCCGAGAGAAACUACUGACACCAUCACUCCAAGUGAGGAGCAUCUGACGUUAGGAGAAAACAGCAUUGAAGAUGAUGAUGAUGAUGAUGAUGAUGAUCAGCAGGUUGCGUCAUCAAGUUCAAGUUCAGAUCAUGAUAGAUGUGAAGAUCAAUACACGGAUGGAAGACUUGCUGCAGAUAAACCUCUCUCAGCAGACAGCCAGGACGCGAACAUGAGCGACGAUGAAAAGCAUGGUGAGCAUUUUGGGGAAUACGUCGCUUUAUUGGGGAUGCAAACAUCAGAAGUCAACAUAUCUGAGGGAGACAAGGGUGUUAAGGAGGGUCAGGAAAUGACAGUCACGGAGGAGGUUGCCUCAGAGUCAGAAGCCAUUCCAGAUCAAUGUGGAUUAAUGGGAAGGAACACUCCAGAUGAAAACAUCUCAGAGGAAGACCUGGUUUUAUCAAAUGAAGAUUUAGAUUCACAAUGUACAAUUCAGCCUGAAGAGCCUGAAGCAGAUCAAUCCAAAUUACUGGGAAUGCCCAUUCCAGAUGCGAACAUCUCUGAGAAUGACCAGGGCGUUGUGGACCCGAUUUUCCCUAUAGCAACUAAAAUUAUCUCAACGGCUCAGAUGACAACUGUCACUGACGCAACUCAAGAGCCAGUAGCAUUGCAAGAUCAGUCUGGAUUAUUGGGCGUGCACGACCCAGAAGUAAACAUCUCUGAGGAGGACAACAGUGUUGAGGGGGCUCAGGAGAUGAUUGUCAUUGAGGAGGUUGCCGAAGAGCCACAAACAAUUGCAGAUCAACCAGAAUGUUCUGAGGUAUCUGAGAUAAACAAGGACGUCAAAGUUGUGGACCUGGUUUUAUUCAAUGAAAAUUUAGAUUCACAAUAUACUAUUCCGCCGGAUAACCAGACUAUCUCUGGGACACAGGAGACGAAUGUCAUUGACGUGAUUCCCCAAGAGCCAGUAGCACUCCAAGAACUGUCUGGAUUAUUGGGCAUGCACAUUCCAGAGGCAAAUAUUUCGGGGGAAAACAAGGGUGUUGAGGAGGCUAAGGAGAGGACAGUCAUUGAGGAGGUCGCCCAAGAGCCAGAAGCCAUUCCAGAUCAAUGUGGAUUAUUGGGAAGGAACACUCCAGAUGACAGCAUCUCAGAAGAAGACCAGGUUUUAUCAAAUGAAGACUUUGAUUCACAAUGCACAAUUCAGCCUGAAGAGCCUGAAGCAGAUCAAUCCAAAUUACUGGGAAUGCCCAUUCCAGAUGUGAACAUCUCUGAGAAUGAACAGGGCGUUGGGGUCGUCGACCUGAGUUUACCCAUUGAAAGCUUAGUCUCACAAUCCACAUUUGAGUCUGACAAUGAGAGCAUCUCAAUGGUCAAUGAAGCAGCUCAAGAGCCAGUAGCACUGCAUGAUAAAUCUGGAUUACUGGGCCUGCACAAUCCAGAAGUAUACAUCUCUGAGGAGGACAACAGUGUUGAGGAGCCUGGGGAGAUUGGAGUUGUCGAAAAGCCAGAUCAAUCAGAAUUUUUGGGUAUUAUGGUCGCAGAAGUUAACAGCUCUGAAGAGGACACGGGUGUUGAGGAUGAGGCUCAGGCGAUACAUGAAAGGUUAGAAAUACAAUGCACAAGCGAGCAUGACAACCAGACCGUCUCACAGACUCAGGAGACAAAAACUGACAAAGCUCCCCAAGAGCUCAACGCCGUUCAUAAAGAGUCUGAAUUACUGGGUAAGUCUCCUGAAAAAUUAAACAUCUCUGAGGAAGAGGAGGGUGUUGACAAGGCUCAGAUGACGAAUGUCUUAUAACAGGGAAGAUAAAAGAGGGAGAGAGAAGCGAGAAAAUUGGCAGCAACUUAAUAAAUCAGCACUGAAAAUAAAAUGGAGCGUGAAAUGGAGGUGACUCAGCCAAGACCUCAUAAGGCCUUAUAUAAGGGAAGACCUGAAGAACCAGUCACAUUUGCUGUGAUGAUGAUACAAUAAAAAGAGACAUGCAUGGCCGGAGUACAUGCUAUAGGUGGUGGAAUGUACGGUUAAGUAUCGGGUUGCAGACAUUAGAGGAGUUCAAUGAAUUCAAGAAUGAGACGUAUGUGAAUGGCAAAUAGAAAAGCAUGUGAAAACCGACAUAGUGGUAUGGGUGAGAGUCACUUGGUUGCAUUGAGAUCAUGAGGAUAGUGUUUUGGUUGUUGUUACAGCUGUCAUUUUUUUGUUUGUUUUGUUGUUUUUUUAUUUCCAACAAAUCUGUUGAAAACAAAGUCGAUGACAGAACCAUAUAUAUUGCUCUUUUUUCUGUCUUCUAUUUUUGCUUCUUUACUUUUGUUUUGAGUGAUGCUAACUGUGAAGGUUUGUUGAAUUACUUUGACCACCCAGUUGAUACACAAGUUUUGCACAUUUGUUUCUUACAUUACUUUUUUUUUAAACUUCUGAUUUAUAAGAUGAUUCUUUCAAUAUGUAUGGAAUUAGAUUUCUGGCACCAAUUUCGAGGCACGUAUUCUGAUAACUAUGUGACAAAAACACUGCUAAGGAACCAACCAGAUGCAUUUUAUAAAUAUAUAAAAUGCUAUAUUAUAUAAAUAUAAAUGUAAAUAAUGAUAUAAAAAACAAUUGGACAAUGAAACGAGAUUAAGAUCAAACAGAACGUCUUCUUGUUCUGCAGGAGAGAACAUCAAACGAUGAUGUUUGUGUUGCAAGUGGCAAAAACCUAAUUCCAGAAUGUUGAUACUUUUACAGUAAUGUGAUGAACAUGCCAAAUAGUGUCAAUGGAAUUGUGUGUCUGUUGUGAAUACAGGUAAAUGUAAGGUAAUGCUUGUAUGGGGAAACAUUCUUUUUAUGCCUUUUUUUUCCAAAAUAUUCAUCAUGUCUUGCGAUUCAU